AUGUCCUCCAAUAAGCCGCUUACUAUCGCCAUUGGUUGCGACGACGCCGGUUGUGGCUACAAGAACAAGAUCAAGGAAGACUUCGAGAAUGACCCUCGCGUCGAGAAGGUCAUCGAUGUCGGCGUCAACAGCAGCGAAGACAAGACUGCAUAUCCACACCCUGCCGUUGACGCUUCAAAGCUCGUGGCAGAAGGCAAGGCCGAUCGCGCACUCCUGAUCUGCGGAACUGGUCUCGGUGUCGCAAUCUCGGCGAACAAAGUCCCUGGUAUUCGUGCCGUCACCGCCCAUGACAGCUUCUCGGUUGAGAGAGCUGUCUUGAGUAACAAUGCACAAGUCUUGUGUAUGGGAGAGAGAGUCGUCGGUGUCGAGGUCGCAAGGAGACUGGCCAAGGAGUGGCUGGGUUACAAGUUUGAUGAGAAGAGUGCAAGUGCAAAGAAGGUCGAUGCUAUCAUGGAGCACGAGAGGAAGAACUAUCAGGAUGUGCAACAUGUUGAGAACAUUGCUCUUGCAAAAGCCGCCUGA
This is a messenger RNA of Aureobasidium pullulans EXF-150, 522 nucleotides long. Its product is annotated as ribose 5-phosphate isomerase B. Gene Ontology annotation, molecular function: isomerase activity. The record is from RefSeq and is a predicted model, not a curated record. Gene Ontology annotation, cellular component: intracellular anatomical structure. The transcript has a single exon. Lineage: Eukaryota; Fungi; Ascomycota; Dothideomycetes; Dothideales; Saccotheciaceae. Bases 1 to 522 code for a protein of 173 amino acids. Gene Ontology annotation, biological process: carbohydrate metabolic process.